AUGUUCCCGAAUCUUGCACUCGUCUCCCUGGGCAUACUCGUGACCUCGACAUUUGGCAUCGAUGUGACUAUAAAUUCCAUCCUCGACGCCGAGAUCAAAGUUGCUUCUACCCAGCUCGACAAGAUGAACUUUCUGUUGAAUAACAAUUUGACUUGGUUCUUCGAUUUCACCACUCAGCCCCACUACACCUACACGCCCGGUUCCGUCGUCAACGCUGAUGCUGCCACAUUCCCUGGUUCAACUAGUUACGGUAUGACGAUAGCGUUAAUUAACUUGGGGCCAUGUGGAAUGUUACCUCCCCAUUACCACCCACGCGGGACGAACUUUGUGGUGGCAGUCGAAGGUGUGACACAGACGUGGAUGAUUGAGGAGAAUGGGGCAAAGAUCGUCAAUCAAACGUUGAGGCCGUGGCAGAUGACAAUUUUCCCGAGGGCAAGCAUUCACAGAUGCACUAACGCAACUCUUGUGUCGGCGCUGGAUUCGGAGGACGCAGGAACACAGAACAUUCUUAAUGGGUUUGCACAAUUGCCGCCGGAUAUAAUGGCAGCAGCUUUUGGCAAUCCAUCAGGAGGAUUCAAUCUUCCUCCUAUACCAGAUGUUGGCACUGGCAGUAUACUUGGAUCUGCAGCGUGCCUGGCAGCUUGCAAAGGGAAAAUGUGA
Sclerotinia borealis F-4128 is the source of this 660-nucleotide messenger RNA. The record is from the annotation of a GenBank genome assembly. Lineage: Eukaryota; Fungi; Ascomycota; Leotiomycetes; Helotiales; Sclerotiniaceae.